AUGAACAUCGUCGUCCUCACAACUCCGGGCGGUUGCUAUUUUGGCAGCGUGGACUCCGUGCAGAUGCGAUCGUCUUGCCUGCAAGAGGAGAGGACAUGUUUUCAUCUACAGUGGACUCACAGCCCAGUGCGCUUCCGCAGCACGGUUGAAAGGAUGGAAGAGCAGAGGGAGCAGUGCAUACUGGAAAGGAAUUCUGGAUUUUCCAAUUUGGCGACUAGGGAACCCUUUUUAAUAUUAUUAUCUUUAUAUUUUGCUGAGGUGUACUUGUACUACUCCCGUGAACUCUGA
Triticum turgidum subsp. durum (durum wheat) is the source of this 288-nucleotide messenger RNA. NCBI's taxonomy places the organism in Eukaryota, Viridiplantae, Streptophyta, Magnoliopsida, Poales, Poaceae. The record is from the annotation of a GenBank genome assembly.